AUGUAUAGACAAAUACCUUUAUCUGUUGCGUUCAGUAGUGAAAACCCUGACGUCAAAAUAAAGGGGAACAGAGUAACGUUUAAGUUUCCAACAGACUGGAUUGUGAACAUAAAUGAAGAGAAGUACAUUGGCAUAACAUCUAUGUAUAUAACAUGUGCUUUCAGAAAGGUUGACUUUAUACUUCAAGUCGAGAUAGAAAAUGACGAACAGUCUUUAAGCGCCCAAAACAUUCACAUAUACAAAUACUUUAAAGACGAUACAACAUUGCUACAAUGUAUGAUUUCAUUUAAUGAGAUGUUCGAGAAAAAGUUUAACAUUGAAGUACAAACUUUACAGCCUUUACGUGAGUUUCUUGCACAACUGAAAGAAGAAGGUAGUCAGCCACAACUUAUAGACUUUCAUUAUGAAUUUAAUGAAAAUGAAGAUGGAACUCAUGACUGUCAGUUUAUUAUAUAUUCACCAUUCAAUGAAGUAGCUAAAAAGAAAGAAAAUCCAUUACGUAUAA
Trichomonas vaginalis G3 is the source of this 505-nucleotide messenger RNA. RefSeq lists its product as uncharacterized. The annotation marks the transcript as partial. The transcript has a single exon. NCBI's taxonomy places the organism in Eukaryota, Parabasalia, Trichomonadida, Trichomonadidae. The record is from RefSeq and is a predicted model, not a curated record.